This is a messenger RNA of Knipowitschia caucasica, 375 nucleotides long. The record is from the annotation of a GenBank genome assembly. NCBI's taxonomy places the organism in Eukaryota, Metazoa, Chordata, Actinopteri, Gobiiformes, Gobiidae.
AUGGGUGCCCACUUGGCCCGACGCUACAUCACUGAAACGGACACAGAGCCAGAUCCUGCAAAGAAAUUCGAGUUUGACCCUACCUUUGGUUUUCCCGAGAGGAAAGAAAGAGAGAUGACUGCAACACAGGAGCAGAUGAACUUGGCCCAAGUCCCUGUGGAGCAGCGAGACUACUGCGCACACCACCUCCUCACACUCAUGAAGUGCAAGAGGGACAACUGGCCUAACUUCCUGGCCUGCAAACAUGAAAAGCAUGACUGGGACUACUGCGAGCACCAAGAUUAUGUAAUGCGUAUGAAGGAGUAUGAGAGAGAACGGAGGCUCCAACUGAGGAAGAAGAGAAUAGAGGCCAAAACUGAAGCUGAAGCUGCAUAA